AUGACCUGCAGAGUUCUUAUUCUCGUCUACCGUAAGCCUGGAAUGACCCCAGAAGACUUCAAACGUCACUACGAGACCGUCCACAUUCCACUAGUGCGAGAGAUCGCGGGCCCGACCUUCCCACUUAGUCACGUCCGGCGAUAUAUUCGGCGCACAAAACAACCAGAUGGCACAUACUCCGCUGCCUUACUCAGUGGUGUUCAAGGAGAUUUCGGCUUUGACGCUGUCUCCGAGUUGACGUAUGAAGACGAAGUUGCUUUCCGGGAGAGUUUUGCCGCGAUGAACGCUCCCGAAGCCGCAAAGCGCAUCUCGGAGGAUUGUGCCAUGUUCAUGGACCAGUCUAAGGCGCCAGUUGUGUUACUAGAAGAUUGUGUCGAAACAUGCCGUUAG
Messenger RNA from Rhinocladiella mackenziei CBS 650.93, 390 nucleotides. RefSeq lists its product as uncharacterized. The record is from RefSeq and is a predicted model, not a curated record. Lineage: Eukaryota; Fungi; Ascomycota; Eurotiomycetes; Chaetothyriales; Herpotrichiellaceae. Gene Ontology annotation, molecular function: oxidoreductase activity. The transcript has a single exon. Bases 1 to 390 code for a protein of 129 amino acids.